CGGAAAUUUGUGCGCGUAUGUUUUUUUUUUAAAGAAAGUUAUACACGUUGCGUUUAUAUAAUUUACUAUUGUUAAAUUGUAAUUCUUUGUCCUGUACACAUUGCGUUUGUGUGAGAAAGCACAUUGCGCUUCUGAACGUAUCAGAAUUUGGCGGGCGAACCGGUAAUCGCAUCCAAUUACAUCCACGAGACGCCGAACGAAAAAUCGUCGUUGUGUGUUUUCGCUUCGAAGCUGUUAUUAGAGUGAAUGUUAAUAGAAUAAUGGAUGUCGAUUUGCCGUAUUCUGUCGAAUACGCGAAGAGUUCACGGUCUUUGUGUCAAAAUUGCAGGAAAUCAAUCGAGAAGGAUGUGCUGAGGUUGGCCGUUGUUGUACAGAGUCCUGUCCACGAUGGAAAGAUGCCCAAGUGGUAUCACGUCUCUUGUUUUUUCUUGAAACAGAGGCCAAAGACUACCGCGGACAUUGCAAAUUUUGAUAACAUACGUUGGGACGACCAGAAGGAUAUUGAGAAAAAAAUAGAGGAAGCAAGCAAGCUUCCAGUACCUGCGAGCGGAAGAGGGAAGAAACGUGCCAGUGGCAGCGUAAAGAAUAACCUUCUGAAAGAUUUCACGGUUCAAUACGCAAAAUCUAACAAAUCGGUCUGCAUAGCGUGCGAAGAGAAAAUAGUGAAAGAGGAGAUUAGAGUAUCGAAGAAAGAUUUCGAAAGCGAGAAAGGAAAAAGAUUUGGUGGUAUCGACAGAUGGUAUCAUCUCGAAUGCUUCGUCAAAGUAAGGGAUGAAAUACAAUUUUACGAAAGUGGCGAUUUACUGCCUGGUAUAGAAGGUCUUUCCAAAGAUGAUCAGAAGAAAGUUAAAAAUUCGUUGCCGAAAAUUAAAUCCGACGGUCCUCCGGCGGUUAAAAAAGUUAAAGACGAGCCAGAGGAUGCGGAGGAAGAGACAGAAAUGAAAAAGCAAAAUGACGAACUAUUUAAAACUAGGGACAUCCUGUCUCCCAUAAAAAAGAACGAUCUUAUUGCUAUAUUAGAGAAAAACGAGCAGCAAAUACCGGAAGGAGUAUCGGCUAUACUGGAUCGCUUAUCCGAUGUAAUUUGCUUCGGAGCUUUAAAGCCAUGUCCAAAAUGCAGCGGACAGCUCGUGUAUACUUCAGGGGUUGGAUAUAAAUGUACCGGGGACUUGACAGAAUGGACUAAAUGCGAAUACACGACUCAAGACCCAAAAAGAAAAAAGGUUUCGAUACCGUCGGAUUUGAAAGAGUCAUACCCAGAUAUCAAACUCCUAAAGACCAAAGUCAAAAGGAGGAUCAUCAAGGUCACCGCGCCAUCGACGUCUAGCCUAGUUAAAAAAGAAGACGAAGUCGACUCUGGACCUAAAAUCGAAGGAAAAUCAAAGCCCUUGAAGCAUAUGGAAUUCGCUAUUAUAGGCCGUACAAAGAAAGAUAAAGAGACUUUGAAAAGAAACAUAUUGCUUCUGGGAGGAGACGUAAAUGCGAGAAUUCACGAAAACUUGGCCGCGGUUAUAUCCACUCAAAAUGAAAUAGACAAGAUGAGCAAGAAAAUGGAACAAGCUAAAGAUCUUAAUAUUCAAGUAAUUACCGAAGAUUUCAUCGACGAAGCGAAAGAUUAUACGACGUCCGCUGUUCCGCUCAUUGCGAAAAAGACGAUUUCAAGUUGGGGCGGCGAUUUAUCCGACAGAAUUAAGUCCGUGGCAGAGAAAUCCGUCUCGAAAAGUAAAGGUAAAAGUAUAUUCGAGAAGUCGGGGUCCGGUAAAAUGAAAUUGAAAUUAAAGGGCGGCGGAACGGUCGAUCCGGACAGCGGCGUGGAAGAUAUUGCGCACGUAUACCAAAGCGGUAACACCAAAUACACCGUUACAUUGGCACUCGCCGACAUACAAACUAAAAAGAACAGUUUCUACAAGUUGCAGAUUUUGAAGCACGACAAACAGAACACGUUCUGGUUGUUCAGAAGCUGGGGUAGAAUAGGAACAACAAUUGGUGGUACAAAACUGGAUAAGUUAGCGUUGGAAGACUGUAUAGAACAGUUUGAGCAUCAUUACGAAGAAAAGUCUGGGAAUAGAUGGAGUCAGAGAGAACAUUUUGUUAAAGUGCCUCAUAAAAUGUAUCCGAUGGACGUCGAUGUCGAAGACGAAGUCUCGACGCAAUUGGACUCUGACAUUAAAAGCAAUUUGGAGCAGCCGGUGCAAGAUUUGAUGAAAUUGAUAUUCGACGAAGGAAACAUGAAGAAGGUAAUGGCAGAGUUCGAAAUCGACACGGAUAAAAUGCCCCUUGGGAAAUUAUCGAAGAAACAAAUACAGAAAGCGUACGCGGUGUUGACGGAUCUCCAGACGUUAUUGAAGAACGAAAACGUCGAGCGAAUGAUGUUGGUUGACGCAUCUAAUAAAUUUUACAGCUUGAUACCUCACAGCUUCGGUGUAGCUGAUCCAAAGAUCUUGGAUACGGUCGAAGAGAUUCACGCCAAGUGCGAAAUGUUGGAUGCGUUACUCGAGAUGGAGAUCGCAUACUCUCUUUUACAUUCCAAAACUGACCAAUCGAAGAACCCGCUUGACGCUCAUUAUGAACAGCUUAAGACGGAUAUCAAAGUAUUGAGCAAAGAUAGCAAAGAAUACACGGUCAUUCAACAAUACGUGAAGAAUACUCACGCGCAAACUCAUACGCAAUACGAACUCGAAAUCGAAGAUGUAUUUGUUGUUAAUAGACAAGGGGAAGAUACUAGAUACAAGCCAUUCAAGAAAUUGAAUAAUAAGAAGUUACUGUGGCACGGUUCUAGAACCACCAAUUUCGCUGGUAUAAUUUCUCAGGGAUUAAGAAUAGCUCCACCGGAAGCACCUGUUACGGGUUACAUGUUCGGUAAAGGUAUAUACUUCGCGGAUAUGGUCUCGAAAUCCGCCAACUAUUGUUGUACAAACAGCGAAAGUCCUACCGGAUUAUUGUUACUUUGCGAAGUAGCGUUGGGUAACAUGUACGAGAGGUACCAAGCAGAUUACAUCGAGAAAUUGCCGAGCGGCAAACAUUCGACGCUUGGUCGCGGACAAACGGAACCCGAUCCUGAGUGCGUUUAUAAAAUGGAAGAUAACGUUGAAGUUCCUUAUGGUCCACCUGUACGUGCCAAACUACCAAAGAAGUCGACUUUAUUGUAUAAUGAAUAUAUCGUGUACGACGUUGCUCAGGUAAAGGCGCGGUACUUGUUGAAAAUGAAAUUCAGGUACAAAACGUAAUGUUUUUUAAGCAACCGAGCUUGUUAACGAUGUUACAACAUUGAUUUCGUGCGUUAUGCCCAAUAAAACGCGUCUUCGUAUAUUAAACAUUUAAAAUAUAUUUACGAUACUACCUCCUAUACGAAUCUGAUAAGAAUAUUGAUAGUUUCCAUAAAUACAGUAUAUGUAUUAAGUUUUUUUUUUAUAUGCGUUCAAAAAAUAAAUUUAUUCAUACUA
Messenger RNA from Hylaeus volcanicus, 3443 nucleotides. It is a transcript of the gene Parp1, whose product is annotated as poly [ADP-ribose] polymerase. The coding region runs from base 261 to 3227 and encodes 988 amino acids. The transcript is spliced from 3 exons. Gene Ontology annotation, molecular function: NAD binding; DNA binding; zinc ion binding. Gene Ontology annotation, cellular component: nucleus. The record is from RefSeq and is a predicted model, not a curated record. NCBI's taxonomy places the organism in Eukaryota, Metazoa, Arthropoda, Insecta, Hymenoptera, Colletidae.